Panthera uncia (snow leopard) is the source of this 664-nucleotide messenger RNA. It is a transcript of the gene FAM174B, whose product is annotated as family with sequence similarity 174 member B. The annotation marks the transcript as partial. The transcript has 3 exons. The record is from RefSeq and is a predicted model, not a curated record. Lineage: Eukaryota; Metazoa; Chordata; Mammalia; Carnivora; Felidae.
GCCACCCGGACGGGGUCUGGGGCCGCGGCGGCGGCGGCGGCGGGCGGCGGCGGCGGCAGCUCCAACAGCAGCGGCGACGCCCUGGUGACCCGCAUCUCCAGCCUGCUCCGCGACCUGCCCACCCUGAAGGCGGCCGUGAUAGUGGCGUGCGCCUUCACCGCGCUGCUCAUCGCCUGCCUGCUGCUGCGCGUCUUCAGGUCGGGAAAGAGGUUGAAGAAGACCCGCAAGUAUGACAUCAUCACUACUCCAGCCGAGCGAGUGGAAAUGGCCCCGCUGAACGAAGAAGAGGAUGAGGAUGAGGACUCCACAGUAUUUGACAUCAAAUACAGGUAAAAUCUAUAUCCAGCAUGUUGGCAUCCUGUGGAACGUUGGUCAGCUGCAGCCUGGGAUGUGAAGGAUCUGGAAGCUGUCUUGUCUGAGAUGUUGAAACCAAAACAAACACUAUGAAACUCUGGCACAGUUGUGUGUGUCGCACAUCAGCUCAGAAUAUCACUGCAGGAGAGUCGCCUCUACUACCCUCUAGAUGCCCCUUUAAAAUGUCACCCUGUCUUCCUCAAGAGGGUUUUUGUCUUGCUACGGGGCAAGGGAUAGAAACAUUUUGACUUAAACAAAGUAACUUUAAGGCAACUGUUCACAAAAGUAAAGAGAUCAGAAGUUAACAGGA